Molecule: messenger RNA, 615 nt
Organism: Leptinotarsa decemlineata (Colorado potato beetle)
Lineage: Eukaryota; Metazoa; Arthropoda; Insecta; Coleoptera; Chrysomelidae
Product: U6 snRNA-associated Sm-like protein LSm8
Biological process (GO): mRNA splicing, via spliceosome
Cellular component (GO): precatalytic spliceosome; U6 snRNP; U4/U6 x U5 tri-snRNP complex
Molecular function (GO): mRNA binding
Source: RefSeq, a predicted model, not a curated record
CUGAAUGCUUGACUUAACGUUAGAAUAUUUUUACAUUAUAUUUCACAGUUCGUGAUAUAUUCGGCAACAAGUGAAAUACGGUAAAAGCACAAAGUAAUAGUCUAUUAUCUGAAUUUUAUUACGAAUAACCUCAGGGCUAGUACUAUCGGGUGGCAAUGUGGCAAUACUGUGUGUGAUUCUUGUUAAUUGUUUAUUCAAAAACUAAAAAUUAACCUAUAUCUUAUUAACCUUUAUCCAUUUUAAUUUUUGUUUGAAAUGGCUUCUGGUCUCGAUUCUUUUGUAAAUCAUACUGUGUCAAUAAUUACAUCGGAUGGGAGAAACUUCAUAGGAACUCUCAAAGGAUUUGAUCAAACCAUCAAUAUAAUUUUGGAUGAAUCACAUGAAAGGGUUUAUUCUACUACAACUGGCGUUGAACAAGUUAUGCUCGGGUUGCAUAUAAUAAGAGGAGAUAAUGUGGCUCUUAUUGGACAAAUAGAUGAAGAAAUUGACAACAGGUUGAAUUUAGCAAAUAUUAAAGCAGAACCUUUGAACCCUGUGGUGCACUGAAGAAAAGUAGUAUACUCAGUUAUCUCUUAAUAAAAUGAUAAUUUGAUUAUAAAAACCUGUUUUAUCAUC